AUGCGCCAGGCCGGAGGCCGCGGCGAGCCAGCACCAGUCUGCAGCGAUCCGGGCCCGACGAUGGUGAAGACAACAGCUGGACAGCGCCGGCUGCCUCCUGUUCCCGUGUGCUCGCCGUUGUCAGCGACCAAUGAACUCAAUGCCGGCAUCGCCGCUUCCAUAGAUAGUGAAGCCAAUGUGUUUGAUGAAAUGGAAACAAGAGUAACAGUGAUGCCAUCGCCGCCGCCGCGUGCAUCUGUGCACUGCUCGCUGAGCUCAGUGACAAGGUCGUGA
Molecule: messenger RNA, 273 nt
Organism: Miscanthus lutarioriparius
Lineage: Eukaryota; Viridiplantae; Streptophyta; Magnoliopsida; Poales; Poaceae
Source: the annotation of a GenBank genome assembly